CCUAUACGACAUUGGCAGUUACUGGUUGGAAUGGAACGUCACUCAGCCUUGCUGAUAGCGAUAAAGCUUGGACGGUGCACCUUCCGACAGGCAACUUUUUUUCGCGACUAAGUCUUCGCCGAUUAUACUUAGCCUAAGUCCCAGUCGCGACGCGCAUAGCACUUGCCUUGCGACCUACGAAUCGCCAAUUCACCUUAAAUGGAGGUUGCAUUUCCCAUGCACCUUCUUUAAUAAUUCUUAGACCCCAUCUCGUACCUUGGUACUUGGUAAUCGUCGACAAUUCCAAUCAGUCCCGUCGAUAAUCUUGAACCUUCACCUUCACACAACUUCAACCAACCACGCCGUCGAAGGACAAAAGUUGUCCUUCCCAUCAUCAGUUCUCAAUCGCUUUUGUCCUUCACAUCUCUCCGCCGGCUACCUCAGCCGUCAUCACGAUGGCGUCCUCGUCGCGCAAUGGCGAGCAUCGCUCCAUUCACCAGGAUUUCAUCGCCAGAAUCCGAUUCUCCAACGCCCUACCGCCUCCCCCUUUCCCGCCCAAGCUGCUCGACGUUCCGAACACCGGUCUCGCUAGUAAUCGAUACACCGCUAUAGAGUUUGCUUCGAGACUUGCCAGAGAGCAACCUCUGAACAUCGAGGCCGAUGCGGAGCUAGGCAUGCCGUUGGAUCUGGUGGGAAUGCCAGGCAUCUUCGACGGUGACGAGAGUUCCAUCCAAGCACCAGCACAACAGCCGGCCAUCCACCCACACGAUCGCGCCCUACUCAGACCCCCUGGAACUCUGGGUCAGCCCAAAAUCCACGAAUCCAAUGUAUCCUUCCUCCGCCGAACAGAGUACAUCUCCUCUGUAUCCGCAAAGCGCAGUACCCCUAGCGCUCUUAUUAGCAGCAAACCGGCCCCUAAGCGGCCUUUGAAACGACCUUCACCAGACCGGGAUGCCGAUUCGCCUGCCCAAAUCAAGCGGAAGAUAGACCAGGGCUUUGCUGUCGCGGCUGCCAACCUAAAGGAUAAGAGCCGGGUUAAGCACCCGUCGAACCCUAAUGCCAAGCUCGUCGACGCCUUCCCUCUAGUCCCCGAUCUAGACGCCUUCCCCGACUCCGGUGCUUACGUGACGUUCAAGUUCACUCACAACCCUCUUCCGCCGACACGGUCAUACGAUCGACGGCUCCUCAGCGGUAUCCUCAAGCCUAUUAGCAAGAGCGAAGCUGAUGAGCAAGCCUUCACGCUGGCCAUGCAGGCGCACGAGCGGGACCCGCAGCGCGUGCCGAAGCCGCAGAAUUUGAUGGACUACGAUUUCUUCCUGAACGACAGCGUCGAUACUUCAGAGCGCUUCCGCCAGAAGUUUGACAUUGAGAAUCCGGACCAUGAUGACGAUGCUUUGUACACGCACAAGAGCGGCGGCAAGCCUGCCUUCCUGUUCCCGCGCGUGCGUACGUACGAGACUUCCCAGGAGCUCGAGUUGAACAACCAGACCAAGUACGAUGAAGAGGUCGUGCUGUCGUUCAACGAUGACGAGACCACGGACCAGAAGGCUGCAUUCUAUUACCCCGUCAUGCAGCGCAGCAUUAUCAAGCCUCAACGGGCCAAGAAGAUCGCCCGCACCAUAGGACUGGUGCCGGCGGGCGUGGACAUACAUGGCCCCCGAGCAUUGGCAGAUGCGGUCGUAGGCGUAUUAGGAAUAUCAGACCCACGACUGACUUAAUUGUAUUGGGGGCGAGCUUAGGUUGCUUGGAGAUAAGUUGAGUUGCACAUGCUUCAUACAGAGAGGAACGUUAAGUUCUCUCACCUUGCUAGGUUACUAUGGAGUUGAUGAGUUAGGAAUCAAGGAAUCAAUGGAAAAUCCCCGAAAUUCAGCUGAGUGUGAUAUUGGUAUAUUUGGGCUACAAUUAAGACCGUUAAGGGGGUUGUCUCUUGGAGGCUUGGUUAUAGUCGAGGGGACUAAGGGGUUCAUACUGUAUAACGCGGUCAAGUUCUACUUCAGUAACUGGCAAGAAUAGGUAGGAAACAAAUGGGCACUUUCUGUUAAAUACCUAGGUAUCCAGGUAGAAGCCAAAUACUCCCAGAUAUCUCUAGGGGGUUUAAUGCACAGCAGAACACCAAGCCGCCU
This is a messenger RNA of Annulohypoxylon truncatum, 2102 nucleotides long. Its product is annotated as RNA polymerase II-associated protein. The annotation marks the transcript as partial. The record is from RefSeq and is a predicted model, not a curated record. The transcript has 3 exons. Gene Ontology annotation, cellular component: Cdc73/Paf1 complex. Lineage: Eukaryota; Fungi; Ascomycota; Sordariomycetes; Xylariales; Hypoxylaceae. Gene Ontology annotation, molecular function: chromatin binding; RNA polymerase II complex binding. Gene Ontology annotation, biological process: transcription elongation by RNA polymerase II.